Suillus fuscotomentosus is the source of this 1967-nucleotide messenger RNA. RefSeq names its product cytochrome P450. Bases 295 to 1830 code for a protein of 511 amino acids. The transcript is spliced from 13 exons. The record is from RefSeq and is a predicted model, not a curated record. Lineage: Eukaryota; Fungi; Basidiomycota; Agaricomycetes; Boletales; Suillaceae. Gene Ontology annotation, molecular function: oxidoreductase activity, acting on paired donors, with incorporation or reduction of molecular oxygen; monooxygenase activity; heme binding.
GGACGGGGGUAUGAUCGAUUGAUCGUCGAUGGUGUUGGUUAGGUGCUACCAAGCAUGCGCAAACCGUCACAUGCUGGCAGUAUCGAUAUCGGCGGAAUCAUCAUGUCGGCAGCUGUCUUUCCUAGACAAAUGAUUUAUAGUAUAUCUGCACAUCAGUGACCAUUUUCAGGGUCAUGUUCCCACCCAGGUACGGGUCACCCAUGGGGUACUUAAAGAAUCAUUCAUCACUCGACUACAUCAUGAUUCGUGACUUACAACGAGUUCCCUCCAAUCUUUCUUUGUACCCCAUCAACCAUGCUAAAGCUACCUGACCUGCACAUCGCCGACAACACGCAGCUCGUCCCCAGUGCUGCAGUUUGUCUCCUUGUCGUAGGAAUAAUUGCUCGGGCGUUCCUUGCUAAAUCAGAGAGCGGUCUUCCUCUCCCACCUUCCCCUCCCACUUGGAGACUUAAGGGGCACUUUCUGCCGCAAUAUUUCCCGUCUCUCACUAUAGCGGGAUGGAUUGAAAAAUACGGUCCUGUGGUCACCAUUCGGUCAGGAUUCGAGAGGGUCGUUUUGAUCGGCCGUUACAAAGCUGCCGUGGAUAUUAUGGAGAACCAGGGGAAGUUCACAGCUGACCGUCCUCGCAAUAUUGCUGGUGGAGAAAUAUUUAAUGGCGGAAUGAGUAUAGUCUUUUCACCAUUGGGGGACAGGUUCCGUCGGAUGCGUAGAGCACUUCAUUCGCAUCUGCAGCCUAAAGCAGCUGAAGUGUAUCAGCCCCUGCAGAUGUCACACGCAAGCAACACAGUUCUCGGCAUUCUCGAUGAUCCACACAACUUCCAGAACCACGUGACAACUUAUGCGGCAACAACAAUCAUGAAGGUUGCAUAUGGCAAGACUGCCCCUACAUCUGCGACCGAUCCCGAUGUUGUUGCACUUCGUCGACGCAUUCGGUUCUCUCAGAGGGCAAUGAUCCUGUAUCCUGGCGCUUACCUAGUGAACGCGAUCCCGUGGCUCAAAUAUCUUCCUUGGUAUGCACGAGACUUGAAACAAGAGUUUGAGAAGGAAAAGAAACACAACAUUGGUCGGCUGAACCUCGUGAAAGAGAAAAUGCAGAAGGACGUGGACAUUGGCCCUUCGUUCAUGAGAUAUAUGCUAGAAAAUGACCAUAUCUAUGGUUUGACAGAGACAGAGAUGGCCUUUCUUAGUGGUACCUUCUUUGCGGCUGGUUCCAGCACGACUUUUCUGGCAAUAUGCGCGGUACUCUUGGCAGCCGCACGUUUCCCUGAGGAGCAAGCUAAAGUUCAGGCUGAACUCGAUGCGGUCAUCGGAAGGCGCCAAGCACCAACAUUCGCCGACCAAGAAUCCCUUCCUCGCCUGCAAGCAUUCAUCUCUGAGGCUUUGAGAUGGAGACCACCCGUGCCUAAUGGUGCAUUGGCUCACCGAACAACUCACGACGUCGUAUGGGAAAAUUAUUGCAUUCCAGCCGGGACCACAUUGCACGCCGACCUUUGGUCGAUCUCUCGAGAUCCUGACGUCUACCCGGAGCCUGAAGAAUUCAAGCCUCAGCGUUGGAUUGACGAUCAAGGUCGCCUGAGCGAUGAUUUGAAAUUCUUCGUCUAUGGCUUUGGCCGGCGCGUAUGUCCCGGUCAACAUGUCGCGAACAGAUCGGUGUUUAUCAACUCGCUCCUCAUCUUAUGGGCCUUCCGGCUCACUCUGGAUCCCACGAAGCCGUUGAAUGACAUAGGAUUCAUGCUUGGGGCGGUAUCAGAUACCCCUCCGUGCCCAAUUGAGUUUGAGACUAGGAUUCCGGAAUCGGAGCUCAGGCGCCUGAUGCAGCAUUAUCCAUGAAAGAAUUUGAUGCCUGGAUGGGUCAGGAAGAGACGAAGGACCGGUUACCAACGAAUAAACAAUAUCGGUGCGAGAAGGGCGGACUGGUGGGGUACGCCUCACGCCAGGGCAUUUGCGCACUCAGAGAUGCGAUCGGC